AUGGAGGUCAAAUCUCAGGAGGACGUCGAGGUGGGACGGCGUGAACAUGAGUCGGAUCACAAGAUCGGCAUCGUCGAGGUCGACCACGGGGCCGAUUCUCAAUUGCAAAGACGACUGGGCAAUCGUCACAUCACGAUGAUUGGCAUCGGCUCCUCAAUCGGAAUGGGCCUCUGGCUCGGAAGCGGGAAAGGCCUCAUUGCAGGUGGGCCGGCUGCCUUGUUCAUAGGAUUCAUCAUCGCUAGUUCUAUGGUGUGGGCAGUUUCACAGUCCAUUGGAGAAAUGGCCGUCAUGUAUCCUCUGCCCUCAGCCUUCGUCCAGUGGACCAACAAAUUCGUCGAUCCAGCCGCAGGUUUCGCUCUUGGGUGGUGCUACUGGUUCAACUACUGGAUCGCCGUCGCCAACGAGAUCCAGGGCAUCGUGACGGUCUUGUCCUUCUGGAACACCUCGGUGCCGAAGCUCGCAUGGAUCUCAAUAUUCUGGGUCGUCAUUGCCCUCAUCAACGUCGGUGCAGUCACCGUCUUCGCCGAGGUCGAGGUCAUCAUGGCAGCCAUCAAGUUCGGCUGGAUAUUCGUCGUCAUUAUUGCUUCGAUCGUCAUCUCGGCGGGCGGCGCUCCGAACCACGAAGUCGUCGGCUUUCGGUACUGGAGCGAAGCACCUUUCCUCAACGGAUUCAAGGGAUUCCUUACCGUCAUGCCCGUGUGCAUCUUCGCGCUCUCGGGUUCCGAAACGACUGGCCUGGUCGCGGCUGAGCUCGAUAACCCACGGAAGGCCGUCCCUAAUGCGGUGAGAUCCAUUGCUCUCCGGCUUGCGAUGUUUUAUCUCAUGGGUUCCUUGAUGAUCACGAUCACUGUGUCUCCAAAGGAACCCAGUCUUUUCGGCAAUGGGGCUCAUGCUACCGACGCCUCUCCCUUCGUCAUCGCCUUCAGGAACGCAGGCCUCGAGCCGCUUGCCCAUAUGAUGAACGCCGUCAUAUUCUUAUCGGUAUUAUCUUCCGGCAGUAUCAACGCAUAUGCAGGUUCUCGUACUCUGGUAGGACUCGCUGAGAUCAGCAUGGCGCCUUCGUGGAUGAAGAAAGCUGACAAAUGGGGUCGUCCGUGGUUUACUCUGGUGCCAACACUCCUAAUUGGGGGCGGUCUCUCGUACCUAAACGUUCCGUACUUCACUCCGCUCCAGCACCCGGCCGCCGGGACGGCCAGGGAUCCCCAGCCCGAGGGCACGCUCUUCUCCCCGCUCACGCUGCGCGGCCUGACGCUGCACAACCGCGUCCUCGUGUCGCCCAUGUGCCAGUACUCCGCGGACGAGGGGCGCAUGACCGCGUGGCACACGACGCACCUCGGCGGGUUCGCCACGCGCGGCGCCGGGCUGGUCCUGACGGAGGUCCAGUCCGUGACGCCCGAGGGCCGCAUCUCGCCGGAGGACCUGGGGAUCUGGGACGAUUCUCAGGCCGAGGCCGCGAGGGAGGUGAUUGACUUCGUGCACAGCCAGGGCGCGUUCAUCGGGGCGCAGAUUGGACAUGCCGGGCGCAAGGCUAGUACCAUCGCGCCGUGGGUCGACCGGAAGGCUGUCGCUGGGGAGAAGGGACGAGGAUGGCCCAAGACAGUCAUCGGACCUUCUGCAGAGGCCUACACAGAGGCGACCUACGUGCCCAAGGAAAUGACCCUAGACGAGAUUGAGACUUUCAAGACCCAGUGGGUUGAGGCGGUAAAGCGAGUCGUUAAGAUCGGCUACGAUACCCUCGAGAUUCACGCCGCGCACGGCUACCUCAUCAACCAGUUCCUGUCCCCGACCUCGAACCACAGGACCGACAAGUACGGCGGCAGCUUCGAGAACCGCGUCCGUCUGCUAGUCGAGCUGACGGAGCUGACCCGCGCCAACGUCCCCGAGGACUAUCCCGUCCUGGUCCGCCUGGCCGCUACCGACUACCUGGAACACGACCCGUCGAUCCCGCAGUGGGAGAUCACCCAAGCCACUAGGCUCGCCAAAAUCCUUGCGGACAAGGGUGCCGAUUUUCUGGAUGUCUCCGCGGGGGCCAACGACGCGCGGAUGAAGGUCGAGGCUGGACCGAAGUACCAGGCCCAUCUCGCCGCGGCCGUGAAGAAGGCCGUUGCGGGCACCGGGACCUAUGUCGGUUCUGUCGGUGGCAUCGCCACUGGCAAGGAGGCGAGCGAGGUUCUGGCCGAUGGACAAGCUGACGCUGUCCUCGUCGGAAGGGCUUUCCUUAAGAACCCCAACUUGGUCUGGUCCUGGGCCGACGAGUUGGACAUCGACAUUUACGUGGCUAGUCAAUAUGGGUGGGCUUUUGGAAACACCAGGACUCACCGGCCCAGUAAGCAUUAA
Molecule: messenger RNA, 2337 nt
Organism: Colletotrichum karsti
Lineage: Eukaryota; Fungi; Ascomycota; Sordariomycetes; Glomerellales; Glomerellaceae
Product: NADH: flavin oxidoreductase/NADH oxidase
Exons: 7
Coding region: 1-2337 (778 amino acids)
Biological process (GO): transmembrane transport; amino acid transport
Cellular component (GO): membrane; intracellular anatomical structure
Molecular function (GO): NADPH dehydrogenase activity; NADP binding; FMN binding
Source: RefSeq, a predicted model, not a curated record